This is a messenger RNA of Neopelma chrysocephalum (saffron-crested tyrant-manakin), 1110 nucleotides long. It is a transcript of the gene ACP5, whose product is annotated as acid phosphatase 5, tartrate resistant. Gene Ontology annotation, molecular function: ferrous iron binding; ferric iron binding; acid phosphatase activity. Gene Ontology annotation, biological process: bone resorption. Lineage: Eukaryota; Metazoa; Chordata; Aves; Passeriformes; Pipridae. The record is from RefSeq and is a predicted model, not a curated record.
AUGUCCCCCUGUCCCCGCAGGCACUUCCCCCACCCGUACUACAGCCUUCGGCUGCACAUCCCGGGCUCCAACUCCACGGGUCGGCUGCUGGUGCUGGACACGGUUCUGCUCUGCGGCCACACGGACGAUUUCGGGGCGGGGGGAGCCCCGAGGGGCCCCCGGGACGCGGCGGCGGCGGCGGCUCAGCUGGGCUGGCUGCGGGGGCAGCUGGAGGGGGCGCGGGGGGCCCCGUUCGUGUUGGUGGCCGGGCACUACCCGCUCUGGUCGGUGGCCAAACACGGCCCCACCCCCUGCCUCGUGCGGCUCCUGCGGCCGCUGCUGCUCCGGCACCGGGUCAGCGCCUACCUGAGCGGCCACGACCACAACCUGCAGUACCUGGAGGAGGGGGGGGUUGGCUACAUCCUGAGCGGGGCCGGGAACUUCCUGGAGGACUCUCGGCCCCACGAGGGCUCCGUCCCCCCCGGCUCCCUGCGCUUCUUCUUCGGGACCCCCACGGCCCCGGGGGGCUUCGCCCACGUUCGCCUCGAGCCCUCGGGGGCCACCGUCACCUUCCUGGAGUCCACGGGGCGGGUCCUGUACCGGGUCACCCUGCCCCCCCGGGACGUCUGACCUCUGACCCCCCGGGACAUCUGACCCCUGACCCCCCCGGGACCUCUGACCCCCCAGGACAUGUGACCCCUGAUUCCGACCCCCCGGGACAUCUGACUCUCCUGUGACCCUUGAUCUCAGGGACCCCCCCCCAAGAUCUCUGACCCCUCACCUGGAGGACACUGUGACCCCUGACCUCAGGAAUCCCUGCGACCCCUGACCCUUGACCUUGAGGACCCCUGACCUGGGACCUCCCAUGUGACCCUUGACCUGGGGGACGGUGGGGACGCUGUGACCCCUCCCUGGCCUGGGGGACACAGGGUGGGACCCCCCUGACCUCUGACCCUGGGGACCCCUGUGUCCCCUGACCUCAGGGACCCCCAUGACCCUUGACCUCAGGGACCCCCAUGACCCCUCACCUGGGGGACACUGUGACCCCUUCCCUUACCUGGGGGACACAGGGCUGGAACCCCGUGUCCCCCGACCCCCAAUAAACGCUUUGAACGGCGCCUCCGCCUUUAA